Molecule: messenger RNA, 513 nt
Organism: Limulus polyphemus (Atlantic horseshoe crab)
Lineage: Eukaryota; Metazoa; Arthropoda; Merostomata; Xiphosura; Limulidae
Product: fucolectin-like
Exons: 3
Coding region: 1-513 (170 amino acids)
Source: RefSeq, a predicted model, not a curated record
AUGGAAAUCAAUAAUGUUGCCAAAGGUAAGCCAACUGUUCAGAGUUCAACCUACCACGACGACACCGGAAAGAAUUACGACCCUGACAUAGCAGUUGACGGUCAACCGAACAGUGUAUUUGACACCUGUUUAUUUCAACACACAGAUUUUCCUGACAUUUAUCCCUGGUGGCAAGUAGAUUUACAGGGUAUUCACCUUGUGUGGAAUGUCUCUAUUCUGAACAGAGAAGACUGCUGCGAUGACCGUCUUCACGAGCUAGAUAUUCGUGUAGGCCUUACUCCAAUCAGCCACCCUGCGCACAAAAAUAAGUUGUACGAAAAGAAUCCGUUAUGUCAGCAUUAUUCUGGAGCCGGGAUUGGGGCUGGAGAAUGGGCUCACUUCUCCUGCCAUUUUCAGCCGGUUAUUGGCAGAUAUGUUACCAUUCAGAUCGUACAAUUCUGUCCCACUUGCAAGGAACCAGACCACAACAUUUUGACCAUGUGCGAAGUGAGAGUGUUUGGGAUUCGCGUGUAG